Molecule: messenger RNA, 996 nt
Organism: Talaromyces proteolyticus
Lineage: Eukaryota; Fungi; Ascomycota; Eurotiomycetes; Eurotiales; Trichocomaceae
Exons: 3
Coding region: 85-996 (303 amino acids)
Source: RefSeq, a predicted model, not a curated record
AUGAAAUCGGACCCCAAACACCAAAAACGCUGGCUAAGAUAUUAAAUUGCAAUAUCAUAGAUACGAUCAUUGAAUUACUUCGCGAUGAAGCUUCUCGAGUGUUUUGCGGUCGGUCUUGCCAUAAAGCAGACUGCAGCCAUUGGGUUCUCGACCUAUGCACAGCUCGUCGAAGGGGCAGAUAACUCUGGCCAGAUCGCAUAUUCAAAGCCAGACCGCUCCACGACAUUAUUUCUUUACAUUCAGAUUACUCCGGAUGGAGCUGACCAUAGUAAUAUAAUCAGCCAGUUCAACACCUUGGCUGAAAACUAUGGAAGUCAAGGAAUUUCAGUGAUUCCCCGAGUGCGCUACGGUUAUUCAGAUGGAUCCAUCGCAACUGAACCGGACGAGAGCAUACUCAUGAACGAUGUCUCGACAUGGGCAGGCGUCUUUUCAAAUAUCACCGGUACAAUCGAUAUUCCAGUGAUUCAGGCUGGAUUCCUGGGACAAUGGGGAGAGUGGCAUGAUGGACAAUACUGUCAAGCCCACGGAACUGCCGAUACAGCGGCAGACCUCAAAAUCAAGAAGAGCAUUGUCGACACUCUUCUAGGAAGUGGACACAAAGUUGCACUUCGAUAUCCUCAGGAUCACCAGGCUAUGUAUAACGGCAGCCGCACAGUCACUCUCCACGACGAUUGCAUCUUUGAUGGAGGUCCCAACGGCACCGAUGGAGGUACAUGGCCAUCCGAUGAUCGCCAAACCUGGAUUGACUAUACGAAAAAGGUUUCUUCCAAUAAUACUUUCGGCGGAGAGGGAUGUGACGAUGCUGGGGAUGCAACAUUUGACUGGUCGGAUUACGGCGCUGUGUGCGGCAGUGAUGGAAUUGCCGCUUACAUCAACGCUUUCCAGAUUGCAUAUCUCAAUGCUUACAACCCCAAAAAAUUUCAAGCGCUAUUUGAGGAUUCGAGCGAGACAGACUGUGUAAAUGCAAUUCAAGCCGCGCUCGAGCAGUGGAGUUAA